GGCCCGGAAAAGCCUUCUUGUCCCCCCCCCCACCCAUUUUAUCUAUUUACACGAAUAAACGCAGAGAAGGGGGAGGGGAAGCUUUAUUUAUAAAAACGACAAUAGGGAGCCCGGCGAGGCCCCCAAGAAGCAAAGCUCAAGUCUCUUGCUUUCUUCCUUUAAAAAAAAAGAAAAGAAAAGAAAAGAAAAAGAAGAAGGAAGAAAGAAAAAGACAGAAAGAGAAAUAGGAGGAGGCUGCACUCCUCCUUUUCAGCUUUGGCGAAGAUGGAUCCACGUUUCAUCUUUAAUCACGCCAGGCCCAGGCCCAUCUGUCUUGUUUACUCUGCUGAGGAGAGGACGGAGAGGACGGGCCUCGGUGGCGACCAUUACCUCGACACCCAGCUAACAAAUGAGGCCCGGCCCGGCUGCCGCCGCCUCUGCUGCUGCCGCUGCUGGAAGACAACCUGGAUUUUCUUUCUUUGUCCCCCCUUCCUGACACCCAGCGAAAGCACCCUCUGAUUGCCAGAUAGCGCAGUGUUUUAACCACGGUAACACACACAUACAACCUCCUCCCCCUCCGUGACCCUUCUCGGGGGACACUGACUGCUCGCGACCCCUUCCGCUGCGGGGCUGGGAUGGGGGGCAGCAGGAAGGGGCCGAGUGGAGGCGCAGGGAAGUUGAGUCCAAGCAAAAAAAGAGAGAGACUUGAAGACCUGGGAGUGCCUUCCUCUGGAAGGUCAAGCCAUUCCUGGCAGGGAGAGGGGCCACUUGAGUUCUGAGAGCUGGGCACAACCCUCUCGCCCAGCUAGAGCUGUACAGAGACGUGCUCUCCUAGACUGAAAUUGAAUGUGAAACUAGGACAUAAAUCGGUGUGCCCCUCCCGGUCUGGGAGAGGAUGUUGCAGAGACCUCUCCCAUAGUUUAUCAUUGUUGCAUUGAUUAUUAUUAAUUAUUAUUAUUAUUAUUUUAUGUCAUGUGUGUCCUCUCUCCUACUUCUUGUCCUGACAUUCCAAACCAGGCCUCCUUCCUAGUUCUGGGGGGAGGGGGGGACGCCUGAGCCUAGAACUCUAAGUUGGAGUGAAAAUUUGUGUCCUGUACAGAGUGACAAUAGAAAUAAAUGUUUGGUUUCUUGUGACCAGCACGGCGUGUUUUUGUUGAAGCCUUGAUAUAAAGAUCGGGACAAAUGCCACCUAGUCUCUAUCUUAAGCGCCCCAGUUCAUCCGGACUCACAUUGUAUGUGGUUGAUGAUUUUUGGGGUCAGAGUCUGGGGAAUUUCUGUCUCUGAGGACUCCAAACUGUAGUAGCUGGUUUGUUUUUCUUUUGGGGUGGGUGUGUUCUGUUUGGGGCUUUAAAUUUUUCCCGUCCAGUCCAAAAAAAAAAAAAUGUAUGGAGAGGACUGGGAGGGCUGACUCCAAUCCCUAAUGGGGGGAAAAUGUUUCAUUGUAGGACACAAGAGGCUUAAGUACAGCAAAGCCUUUCAUAUCAUGAUUUAUUUGUCAUAAGCAAAUAAAAUGCGGUUAAGCUGUCUCCUUCUAGACAGACGGCUCUGUGCUUAUUAAAGUUCCGCGAGAGGAUUCUGCGAGGCCGGCCUCUUUCCUCCCGCGGAAGAAGCAAAUCUCCGCAGACCGGCUGUUGGGGGAAAAAAGUGUUAGCCGUCUCUCCCAGAUCUGCGAGGGGGAAAAAUUUUGGAACCGUAAAGUUGAAAACUUUUUUCUCUUCAGUUUCGAAGAAGCCCUUCGUCAUGAAUGGGAUGCGAGGAGUUCAGGCGAAAGGAGGCGAGAGGCGCAAAGGAGGGGAGAUUUCUCGCCUGCCGCUCGCGCUGGGGCUCGAUGUGAAUAUAUAUUAUGUCUGCCUGUUCUCCCCUCGUCGGUGGCUAAGGUCAGCGGCUUGGAACAGACCCCGGGAGGAGGGGGGCAGAAAGGGUAGGGGGGGUCCGGCGCCUCACGUGACCCCCGGGGGUGCCAAUGUCUGGUCCUGAGGGUAUCAGGCCCUUGCAAGUUGCCACCCACUGCCCGGGUUUCGCCCAGCGAUGCAGAAAGCCACCUACUACGACAACACCGCGGCUGCACUCUUCGGAGGCUACUCCUCAUACCCUGGCAGUAAUGGCUUCGGCUACGACGGUGCCCCCCAACCCCCCUUCCAGGCCGCCACGCACCUGGAGGGCGACUACCAGCGCUCAGCAUGCUCGCUGCAGUCCCUGGGCAACGCCGCCCCGCAUGCUAAGGGCAAGGAGCUCAACGGCAGCUGCAUGAGGCCUGGCCUGGCCCCUGAGCCCCUGUCCGCCCCGCCCGGCUCACCCCCGCCCAGCGCAGCACCUACCAGUACCACUAGCAACAGCAGCAAUGGGGGCGGGUCCGGCAAAAGCGGCCCCCCCAAAUGUGGUCCUGGCUCCAACUCCACCCUCACCAAACAGAUAUUCCCCUGGAUGAAAGAGUCGAGGCAGACGUCCAAGCUGAAAAACAGCUCCCCCGGCACAGCGGAGGGCUGCGGUGGCGGCGGAGGAGGAGGCAGUGGUGGCGGGGGCGGUAGCAGCGGGGGAGGGGACAAGAGCCCCCCGGGGUCUGCGGCGUCCAAGCGGGCGCGGACGGCAUACACGAGCGCGCAGCUGGUGGAGCUGGAAAAGGAGUUUCACUUCAAUCGCUACCUGUGCCGGCCGCGCCGCGUGGAGAUGGCCAACCUGCUGAACCUCAGCGAGCGGCAGAUCAAGAUAUGGUUCCAGAACCGGCGCAUGAAGUACAAGAAAGACCAGAAAGCCAAGGGCCUGGCCUCUUCGUCUGGGGGCCCCUCCCCUGCCGGCAGCCCCCCGCAGCCCAUGCAGUCCACGGCCGGCUUCAUGAACGCCUUACACUCCAUGACCCCGAGCUAUGAGAGCCCGUCCCCUCCCACCUUCGGCAAAGCCCACCAGAAUGCCUACGCGUUGUCCUCCAACUACCAGCCCCCUCUCAAAGGCUGCGGCGCCCCACAGAAGUACCCCCAGACGCCGGCGCCCGAUUACGAGCCCCACGUCCUCCAAGCCAACGGGGGCGCCUACGGGACGCCCACUAUGCAGGGCAGCCCGGUGUACGUGGGCGGGGGCGGAUAUGCGGAUCCGCUGCCGCCCCCUGCCGGCCCCUCCCUCUAUGGCCUCAACCAUCUUUCCCACCACCCCUCGGGGAACCUGGACUACAACGGGGCGCCCCCUAUGGCCCCCAGCCAGCACCACGGACCCUGCGACCCCCACCCCACCUACACAGACCUCUCCUCUCACCACGCGCCUCCUCCUCAGGGUAGAAUCCAAGAAGCGCCCAAGUUAACACACCUGUAAUGGGAGAGGGAGGGCGGAGGGGUGAGGUCAAGGGGACAGCCUAGAGGCGCAGCCUGGAGGGCUGCAGGAGGAGGCAGGGAAGUGGUAGCCAGGCUUCCUGGGAAGAACAGGCCUGGAGCGCCUUCCCCUCCUGGCCUGAAAGGUUGCUUUUUAAAAUCCUCCAGCUCUUGUUCCAUUUGCCUGCCAACCCACUGGAAAGGAGUCCACAGCAGAUUGACGAUGACCCCAUCAACCUUAGGCCUCCAGCAAUACCCAGUUGGAAUUCCACGCUUGGGAGUGGGGUAGAGGAAGGAGAAAGAAAAACAAGGCAGAGAAGCACACUUUAAAAAAACAGACAAGAUGGCUAGGCCAUCACCAACCAACCAACUUACCUUCCGUCUCUGUGGGUAAUUCCCCCAAAUCUUGUUGGGUUUUUUUUCCCCCUUGCAAUUCUCCUUUAAAAAGAAUUAGGAAACAUUUCAAAACCAGGGGCACUAAGCACGCUCCCCUCCCACUUCCCUGAAGCCUCGAAUUUCCUCGCAUCUAUCUGAGAUGAAUUGGGCACUCCUUUCCAGCCCCAUAUUUUUCUGCUCCAGGACAUGAAUACCCAUACCCCGCCCCCAUCAAUGACAGUUUUCAGAGGGCUCAGGGAUGGUGAGAGAUCUUGAAAGUCAGAGCUGUCUAUAUUAUAAAUAUAUAUAUAUUUUUUCUUUUAUGGAAAAGCUGGGAGGUGAGGGCAGGCAAAUUGUCAGGACUGCAGGUUUGCCCUUUCUGCUGCCUCCCACUCAGCUCCAGGUCCAUCCCGCUCCUUCCACAGAAAGCAAUCGGAGACACGAGGUUCUUCUACACUUUUCUUUUCUUCUGUUGCUCUCUUGACUUAACGUGAAAACAGGGUAUAUUUUAACAAACUGUCUGUCCCAGGCAGGGGCUGCAGCUGGGCCUGUAUGCUGUGCGUAGCCCUCUGACAGGACACUUUUGUUGCACUUAGAGUUUACAUUUUAAUGGAUAUAAAAACAACUGUGAGAGAUGCCUGGGCCUGCAGGAGUCCAGCAUCGCUCAAAAAGUGUGUGUUCUAGUGAACAUUUUCAUAUAUAUUUAUUGGUCAUAGCCUGUUAAAAUAUUUUCUUUUUUUUUUGUAUUAUUUAUCCCCUUACAUUAUGUAUUUAUAUGAGGGAAAAAAAGGAAAAAAAACUGUACUUUUUUUUUUUAGUAUUUACUUGUUAUAAAGGACGUGUUUCCUGUCAUGUAAAACCAGCUAUUUUAGUUAUUAUUGUACUCUAGAAAAGAGCUGUAGGUUUAUGUUACACUCGUACUUAUGAGCAAUUGUAAUUAGUUCUAAAAGGCAUGAACUCAGCUCCUAAUUGUCACUGUAUAGUCCUGAAUUUGUAGAAUUAGAGUUAAUUCCCUCUUGGAACUUUCUUUGUUCUUCCGUAGUUACUUUUUUCCUUACUUAAAAGGGUUGUCUGUCAAACAAUUCUUGAAUAAACUUUCUGUUAUCAAUUU
Messenger RNA from Phyllostomus discolor (pale spear-nosed bat), 4764 nucleotides. It is a transcript of the gene HOXB3, whose product is annotated as homeobox B3. The record is from RefSeq and is a predicted model, not a curated record. Gene Ontology annotation, molecular function: RNA polymerase II cis-regulatory region sequence-specific DNA binding; DNA-binding transcription factor activity, RNA polymerase II-specific. The transcript is spliced from 5 exons. Lineage: Eukaryota; Metazoa; Chordata; Mammalia; Chiroptera; Phyllostomidae. The coding region runs from base 2008 to 3282 and encodes 424 amino acids. Gene Ontology annotation, biological process: regulation of transcription by RNA polymerase II. Gene Ontology annotation, cellular component: nucleus.